This is a messenger RNA of Trichoderma virens Gv29-8, 948 nucleotides long. RefSeq lists its product as uncharacterized. The transcript has a single exon. Lineage: Eukaryota; Fungi; Ascomycota; Sordariomycetes; Hypocreales; Hypocreaceae. Gene Ontology annotation, molecular function: ATP hydrolysis activity; ATP binding. The record is from RefSeq and is a predicted model, not a curated record. Bases 1 to 948 code for a protein of 315 amino acids.
AUGAAGCAGGAUCAUCCUCCCGAUGAAAACUUCAUUUACCUGGCGCCUCUCACAGUAAAAGCUUACAACCUCAAGAGGAAGAAAUGGGUGGACCUGCGGCUUGACGGACUUCGGGACGUUUUAUGGAAUACACAAGCGUUUGAGAGCCUUGUUAUCAAGGAAAAAACAAAGCGUUUGAUUCAGGCUCUCAUUAGCAACCAGAUCGAAGCAGAGAGAUCUACAGAUCUAAUCAGUGGAAAAGGAAACGGCCUAAUCAUGUUGCUCCAUGGAGGACCAGGUACAGGCAAAACUCUGACUGCGGAGAGCGUGGCCGAAAUCGCCAAGAAGCCACUAUAUCCAGUCACAUGUGGGGAUAUUGGAACAAAACCAGAAGAUGUCGAGAACUAUCUCGAGUCCGUCCUUCAUCUCGGAAAGACCUGGGGGUGCGUAGUCUUGCUCGAUGAAGCGGAUGUCUUCUUAGAGCAACGCAGUUUGGAAGAUCUCCGCCGAAAUGCGCUGGUAUCGGUCUUUUUAAGAGUCCUCGAAUACUACGAGGGAAUCUUGAUCUUGACAAGCAACCGGGUUGGGACCUUUGACGAAGCAUUCAAGUCGCGCAUUCAGUUGGCAGUCCACUACAGUAGCCUGUCGACACACCAAAGAACCAAGAUUUGGGGCAACUUUUUAAAACGCCUGAAAGAGCUGAAUGAGGAGGGCAUUGAUUUUCUGGACUUGGAGGAUAAUAUUGAGCAACUAGCCAGCAGAGAGAUGAACGGGAGGGAGAUUCGAAAUGCCAUUACGACGGCGAGACAAUACGCUAGGUGGGAGCGGCAGCAGGAUCGAGAUUUUAAGCUGAACUAUAAAGUGAUGAAGGAAGUGAUUGAAACGGCGGGAGAAUUUGACGAGUAUAUCAAUACUUUGAAUGGUGGAUUGACGCAGGAGCAGUUGGCAAAGGAAGACGGAAUACGCUAG